Nicotiana tabacum (common tobacco) is the source of this 330-nucleotide messenger RNA. The record is from RefSeq and is a predicted model, not a curated record. Lineage: Eukaryota; Viridiplantae; Streptophyta; Magnoliopsida; Solanales; Solanaceae.
AUGGAAAAAGAAUGUUUCAGCAUUGUCCGGAAGUGUCAUCAGUGUCAGGAAGCUGUAGUAGAUUUUGUGCACUCCAAUCUUAUCUGCCGUUUUGACAUUCCUGCAACUAUUAUCACAAAUAAUGCUGCAAACUUGAAUAGUCGCCUGAUGGAGGAGAUAUGCGAACAAUUCAAUAUAAUGCAUAGGAACUCUACUCCAUAUCGGCCCAAAGCCAAUGGUGCCGUCGAGACAGCAAACAAGAACAUCAAGAAGAUUUUGAGAAAGAUAAUUCAGAGCUCCAGGCAAUGGCAUGAAAAGUUGCCUUUUGCAUUACUGAGAUAUCGCACUACG